AGCCGUGACUAGCGGUUGACAAUCCUAGUACGACUUGCUCGCCCUUGCGCGAUAACCGCUUGGUCGUAGUAGUACUUACCUUCCUUCUCUCUUCACCUCCAUUCCAUUGUCUGAAACAUACAUACCCAUAUGGACAAUUGCCUUCUCCAUUGCUCUCAACUAAACAAUCUCUCUUUUCUGCUGUUUCAGCUGCUGCUCUGCAAACUAAACAAUAUAAAAAACUGGACUCCCAAACAGAAUAAUGUCUUCACGCUGCAACUUAUGCAGCACACGACUUAAAAAACUUUAUUUUAUCGCUGUCUCUGUCUCUGCUGCUUUAUCAGCUCUUGUUAUUUUAAUCUGAAAAAUCUCCUUUGAAAUUGCGCUCUACAUGUCCCCAAAACAGUGGGUUGGGCCAAUUGUAUGCGCAAACAAAAAGGCCUGGUCUUUGGGGUUUGGUCAAAUAUAUGUGACUGGAAGUGUUAUUCUAUUAUUUUUUCUCUUGCAUCAAGAAAAGGAAAGAUUAGAGAGGAGGAGCAGGGGCUCAGUGCUUUUCUUCUUUCUAGUGCACCCAGACAGUCAGUUGUGGGUCUGCCUCAUCUCUGCCUCUGCCUCUGCCUCUGACCUACUAUCUUCGCAGUCCUGUAACCAUCACGCCUUUGUCAUCGUGUGCUUUCUUCUCUUCUGGACUGGCUGAAAAGAGUAAGGAGUGGGGAAACUUCAAUCAUUUUUCUUAUUUCCUCCGACCCAUGUACUCUGUUGUGUCUGAAGGCUGAACAAGAAUCAAAUAUUUCUCGAGUCUUCAGAUCCUCAGGGGCCUGGAAUAGUGAUUCUCUCCCCUCUGCACGUUUCCCGAGGUACCCAAAUGGUGUUUUGUAUGACCUACUAAUCAGGUACCUUUUUCUUAAAAACGCAUCGUUAAGAGAUUCAAUAAACAGGGAACACCCAAAUUCCUCAACGAUCUAAGUUUUAGCAAGAGUGGAGUUAAAACAAAAUAAAAUGGUUGGCUCAGACAAAGCUAAAGAGGCUCUGGCCAUGAUGGCAUUGCACGAAGCACUCAGAAACGUGUGUGUUAACUCAGAAUGGACUUAUUCUGUAUUUUGGACUAUACGCCCCAGACCGAGAUCCAGAGGCGGAACUGGAUGCAAAGUAGGAGAGGAGAACGGUAGCUUAAUGCUGAUGUGGGAAGACGGAUACUGUCGGUCCUCCAAGGCAAGUGUAAACAGGGUGCCUGGUCUGUUCAAUGGCAAUGGCAUGGACAAAAUGGUGAAAUCUUCGAGCUUCGACUGUUUAGAGGAGCUGGACGCGGAUGACCCAGUUAGAAAAGCGUUCAGAAAAAUGUCAAUUCAACUCUACAAUUAUGGAGAAGGAUUGAUGGGUAAAGUUGCGUCGGAUAAGUGCCACAAAUGGGUGUUCAAAGAACCAACAGAGUGUGAAACAGGAAUUUCCAAUUAUUGGCAGAGCUCUUUUGAUGCGCACCCUCCCGAAUGGACGGAUCAGUUUAACUGUGGAAUACAGACUAUAGCUGUUAUUCAAGCUGGUCACGGUCUUCUACAGCUGGGAUCUUGCAAAAUUAUUCCCGAAGAUCUGCACUUUGUGUUGAGGAUGCGGCACACAUUCGAAUCCCUGGGCUACCAAUCGGGGUUUUAUCUAUCACAGCUAUUUGCAGGUGGAAGAAAUCAAGGGAGUGGAAAUAAAGCAAACAUUUCCCCACGGCCCCCUGUUUUCAAUUGGAGCGCAAGGCCAUUGUCUAGUUUUGGAAGUCCUAGGCAGCAACCUCUAGGCCUUAAUAAUUCCAAGGAUGGAUCUCAAUAUUUACUGAACAAGAAUAGUGCGGAAUCCAUGAUGACCCAGAACCACCACCAAGCGUUGGGGUCAGGUGACAUUAUGAGCAAUCAGGAAGGUGGGCCUGCAGAAAUAAAGUGGCCCACCGGUCUAUCAUAUUUUAGUGCUCUCACAGGCAGAGCAGAUGACAAACACCUCUUUUUCAGCCCUGACAACUUUCCCGAUCCUUCAACCGAGUUGGAGUUGCCGAGGAUGGCAACUGCAAGCAAAACUCUACAACCACAAGCAUUUCUUGGGCGGAGUACACAGCCUCCAUCAUCAUCGUCAUCAUCAUCAUCCUCAUCAUCCUCUGCCAUGAAUGCUAGCAAAAGCAACAGCAGCUCUGAAGCAGUGGAUCUGCAAAUGCAUAAUGAGAAUCAUGCUCUCCAUUUUGAUGGCAGUGCAUCGGAGUAUCUGAGCUUGGAAUCAGGGGAUCAUAGCAAUUCCUUCAAUCUUCCUCGUAAAAUGCAUCCAGUUUCUCGAUUGGAUAAGUUCAAGAGGAGCCUCACAAUGCCAGCCAGAAUGCCUUCCCCUCCUCAACUUCACCAGGAUCAAUCUGACCAGCACCCUUGCACUAUGGAUUACACUGCCACCAGGCAUCCUGAAGUGGGUAGCAUUUAUUCUGAUCUCAUGGGAACUUUCUUGGAAUAAUUCGUUUCAUUGCCAAGCCCUUCAAGUUUGGGGCUUUGGUUAAGGACUGGCACCACAGGUUGUCGAAUCUAGAUUUCAUCCCAUUCAGGCAUUUACAACUUGCAAGCUUUUUAUUUGAGGAGAGAUAAGAAAUUGUGUAUAUAGUCUUGAUAAGAUUACUGACCUGAAUGUGCUUUACACGCACCAACCCAUCCAUGGAUGAUUAGAGUGGAUUGAAAAUAGAUGAGGCAGAUUAUCAUGUGCAGACCAGUGGAGAUUUAUUUCUUGUUAGAUAGCAAUUCAAUUUAAGGACUUCAUUAUUUUGAAUCAAGUUUACAAGUAAUGGUGGCAGGAAGUCACCAAUGUGACUAGAACCUGUGCCGAAGUAUUAUGUCAUGGAUGUGUGACUAGUGUCCUCAUUAUAUCUUUCUGACUUGGGUUUUUUUCAGACAUUUUCUCUCUAAUUGUGUAAUAUUAAUUAAUAAUCAAGAUCUGCAUUGAAAAAUACAUCUGUUCACAAUUAUUAUUCAACUAGUAAAUAAUCCCUCAAAUAAAUGAAAGCUUGGGGUUUAUUUUUA
Molecule: messenger RNA, 3011 nt
Organism: Cryptomeria japonica (Japanese cedar)
Lineage: Eukaryota; Viridiplantae; Streptophyta; Pinopsida; Cupressales; Cupressaceae
Product: protein RICE SALT SENSITIVE 3
Exons: 7
Coding region: 979-2454 (491 amino acids)
Source: RefSeq, a predicted model, not a curated record